AUGCCUCUGACGCGGCAGGCGUUUGAGGCUGUCGGCAAGAGAGUUGCGGAGGAAAACCUUAGCCACAUAUCGGGCAUGAUGGCAACCUUCAAGGGUAGCCUGGAGGAGUUCGCACGGAAAUACAAGAAGGACAUCAACCAGGACCCCGCUUUUCGACAGCAGUUUCAAGUCAUGUGUGCCAGCAUCGGGUGCGAGAGAGGGAGGGGGAAAGAGAGAGACAUAGCUAGGGGGGUCGAAGGUGCAAAGAGAGACAGAGAUAUGCAUAAUCGAGGCUUUUGGGCUGAGGUACUUGGCGUCGGCGAUUUCUACUACGAACUUGCGGUGCAGAUUGUGGAGGUUUGCCUCGCGACCAGAUCUGUGAACGGGGGGCUUAUGGCGUUGCCGGAGCUGCUGCAACGCCUCCGAGCAAAAGGAAACCGAAAAAAACGCCAAGAAAUCUCCACGGAUGAUGUCCGAAGAGCGACGUCGAAGCUGCAGGUUCUCGGGAGCGGCUUUUCGGUGCUCGAGAUCGGAAAGACCACCAUGGUCGUAUCGGUCCCUCGUGAGCUGAGCUCCGACCACUCGGCGGUGCUUCUUUUGGCGGAGGCUUCUGGUCGCAUCACCGAAGCGGACAUCUCGGAAAAGUUGCAGUGGGAGGGGGGCCGCCCGCGGAGGGUGCUAGACGAGCUCAUGCAGGAAGGGAUGGCGUGGGUGGACGGCGACGGGGCAGGACCCGCGAUGGGCGGCGGAGGAGGCCGUCCGGCGUACUUCUUCCCAAGUCUCUGGCAGGGCGAGAGGUUGCUGGACGAGGGCGUCGGCGAUGGAUAGAACAAAUCUGCCAUAUCCUGUUGGCGCAAAGCGGUGUAGCUCGGAGAGUAACCGUUGGCCGGCUUGGAGCGUGCGGCCUUAUCCCCCGUCUAUCGCAUCGGUACAUAGCACGCCAGGAUACUCUCCAGCGGGUUAUCGGACGUGCGCUGCAGCCGUAGACGGCACAGCUAGACAUACGUUGAACGGAUUUUGUUGUCUCGUUCAUAUGCACAUGAGGACAGGCCAGUCAUUGGUAAGUUGCGAGUGGAGUGUAGGCGCACCCCUUGCUGACCUGUUGCGUCUUGUUCUCGUUAGCACGCACAUUCUUAGAUGGCGGCAUUUUUUCGGGCCUACACCUCACGUGUCUGUAGAUCCUAAGUGCGUCUCAGCGUGGCAGAUCGAGGUAUAUGUCUUGGUGUUG
Molecule: messenger RNA, 1207 nt
Organism: Ectocarpus siliculosus
Lineage: Eukaryota; Phaeophyceae; Ectocarpales; Ectocarpaceae
Source: the annotation of a GenBank genome assembly